ACCCGCAGCCAGCAGGUAUCUGCCCUCUCGGCUCUUCAGUGUUUACCAAGUACCAAAUCCGCGAGGCAUAGAGCGUCAUUAGUGUAAUUCUAAAAACAUAAAAAAAAGAAAACAUCCUGUACUUGUUUUCUUCAACCGGGUGGAUACCCGACUCGGACAAGUCUCGGAUACGACCACGAGGACGUUCCAGCUAUGUGCAUCGGCUGAGGAGACGAGCACCGGGGAAAAAUCAUCAGUGGACGUGAAAAAAUCGUUUGAUUACAUUGCAUGUGACUGAAAUGUAUUGUGCGUGUCAGUGACCUCGAGAUGCAACAUUGGGGCUCCUGCCACCGUGCCGUCUUGGCGCUGGUCACGGCCUUAUCCGUAGUCUCUUCAUUCGACGUUUUCCCUACUUCAAAACACAAAGAGGAUGCUGUCCAUGUUACUGCCGGUGCAGGCCCGCAGAUACUUCCAACGAAAACCGGUGAUUUACAACUGAAUUCAGACGCAACGAUAAAACAGUCUAUAGAAUCGACAAGUGCCCAAAGACGCAGUUCCAACGGAGAAUCGACUUUUGACACCCGAAGGAGCAGAGACAGGACCGUCAACGAAGGCUACCGUCCUGAUAUCCAACAGCAUUUCAACUUCAACAAUGAUUUGUCAAGAAACUAUUACGAACUCGUACCGACAAAAAGCUAUUCUGUCGUUUCGAGCAAAAUCCCAACUACGACUGGUUCGGGGGAAGGGAAUGGGGCUCCCCGAGGUCGAGAGAUUCCUCAGGCGGAGCCCUCGAAUACUGCCACAUCGGCGGCGACUGUCCCGAGAGGAGACAACCGAAAGACUAACCCUGAUCUUAGGGAAUUCAUAAACGAUUUCGUCAAAUACCUCAAUGGAAACGGUCAGCCAGGAAGGCCGGCCAUGAUAAGGAACAGGAUCAACAACAGGGGUCCACCGAGGAUAUCAGAUCUUCCUCCUUUGCUGCUCGACCCGGCUCCUCCGCCUUCGCUCGUGCCACCCCCUUCUCUCGUUCCUCCGCCUCCACCUACGACCCACGACCCUCCGCCUUAUCCUUUCGAAAAACCGUUGGACAAACACGUCGUCAAACCUUUUGUGUCCGGCGUCCCCCUGCCAGAACAGUUGGUGCCGACCAAUCCACCGAAGCCUAACAACGUCCCGCCCAGUCUUCGGCCACCACUCCGCCCGACGAAACCAAAGCCCGAAUAUGAAAAAAAGAACGAAAACAAGACAAAAGAUAGUACCAAAAUAUUUAUGGAGCCCACGGCUAUAACUCCCAUAACGCAAGCAGUUAUAACAUCGUCUGAUGUGAAAAUUUCACCGUCUACAUCCCAGAUACCAAAGAUCAACGCGACCAAAGUGAUCGGAGUCGAUGUUUCCUCGACCGUUAACAUCGUCACUACUGCGACUCCUACUUUACAACCGAAUAUUUCCACCGGUUCUUCCACGACAAUUGAAAUGUCCACGACCGAAGCUACAACAACAAAAAGGACGACGACCACUACCACUACGACUGAAGACGCACCGACCACCGUCUCGACCACAUCCAAACUGAAUGAUAAAAAUGUGGUGACACCCAAAAUUGAGUUCGUUUCGACUACACGACCGGCCGAUCUCGGCCAAAAAGUUGUCACAGACUUCCCUUCGACUUCAGUCUCUUCGCCUCUGAUCGAAUCGUCCAUCGUCGAAGCAGUUACUCAUAAAGACGUCCAUAAGCAGACAAAAUGGGACCAGACGUCAAUCGCAACUAAACCGUUUAAAGAGACAAGUCAUAGUGGAUACUUACCCAGACCCGGCAUUGUUCUUGACGAUCCUGAAUACAAACCAGGGUUAAAGCAAAGGCCAAUUGUAACUGCCCCUGUUAAAGGGGAAAUAUUUGAUGUAACUGUAUCUGCCAUUCAUGGUCCUGCUUCUAGUACCGGUCAACCAGUAAUUUACCCAGUUGAAUUGGAAGGAGUUAGUAUACCCGGAGCAGGGAAUGCAGAAAUAUCUGUUAUAACAACUGCAGAAGAAGGACAACAUUUUGUGUCAAUUGAUGGAAAGAGAACGUACAUUAGUCUUUUCGGUGGUAGCGAGACAGCUGGUGUAAAACCGACAAGAGCUCAGACUAUCAAAUCCACUGCAGGGGUGUAUGGGGGUGUGCCACAGCAAUCUAAUAAUAGGCAAAAACGACCUCCUCAUAAGCGACCUCAGCAGCCUCCAGUAAGGAUUGACACGUGCAUUGUCGGUGACUGGAGCACUUGUGACACUGACCAGCAUGAAAUAUGUAGAACCGAACAAGGCGUUUCUUCCUGCCACUGUGCUCCCGCUUACAGCAGGCAUAGCCACCGACAGCCGUGUAAACGGGUCGUUUCCGUAGUGGCUGCGAUCCAGGUUGAAAAAAUAUACGAACAUAAAUUAACUUGGAAUGACAAAUUGAGAGAUGUAGAAUCCCAGGAGUAUCUACAAUUGGAGUACGAGGCCGUUCGAGCUCUUGAAUCGGCAAUGUCGAUGACACCGUUUUCUGAUGCAUACAUGGGUGCUAAGUUGAACAACAUUUUCACAAUUCCUGGGUCGACACUCAAGCCUGUUUUCAUCAACAUGACACUGCAGAUUGAGGAGAACGCAGAAACAAUACGGCCACAGAUCAAAAUGGAGAUUCAGAAACAACUCCUUGGAGCUAUCCACAGAAGGAGCAACAAUAUUGGAACGAGUCCUCUUUGGGCGACACCAGUCAAUAGCGUAUCACAUCUUCACGAUUUGGACGAAUGCCGAUCACCAGAACUCAACGAUUGCCACAUUGCUGCAAGUUGCAAGAAUACAUUCGGUUCUUUUGAGUGUACAUGCCCUCAAGGAUACAAAGAUGACUUUUCUUUAAAUCCACACAAAUCUGGAAGGAGGUGUGAAACUUGUACCUCCGACUAUUGUAAUCAUAGAGGAACCUGCAGCUACAAUAAUGGCCAGCCUGUCUGCCAGUGUGCUGGUAACUACUAUGGAUCACAGUGUGAAGUAGAUGGUGAAGUUUUGGGAGUUGCCAUAGGUGCCUCAGUCGCAGCCAUUAUUAUAAUACUAUCAACGUUGGUAUGCUUGUGUAUGUGGAGCCGACGUUGGAAUAAAGAGCAGAAGAUGGCUGGUAUUGGUUCUCCUGUAUUCGGAUAUAUGCCUUCUGGUGGUAGUACUGUAAAGACACCUGGUAUAGGUGCCCCGCCUUAUCAAGUUUCACUUGAGGACCGACUGAGAUGGGCGCAGAUUGCCGAUGUCAUGGCACAGAGCACAAACCAUUACGCUGUAGGUUACAAACCUGAACCCGUCGGAAUUGCUACAAGGCCGUCCUCAGCUAUGUUCGGAUAUGGAGGAACUCUCCCUAUGGCUCCUAUGCCAUUGCCUAGACUGGGUUUAAGACCUGGAUCAACUCAUAAUACACGCCAUGACUCUAGCAGUGAAGAGGAAGACAGGACAGAUCUCCUUGGGAGAAACUUUCAUGUUCCUAGGCCCAAAAGUCGUGGCUCUAUUGCUAACCAAAGUGGGAUCUAUUAUGAUGUAGAUUAUGAGCAACAGGGUGAUCAUUACACAGGAACAAAGCAUCCAGGGUGCAUAGCUUUGAACACCUAUACAAUGGGACGAUCUCACUAUUACCGGACAUAGACUUUAGUGAAAUUUUUGUCCUCAAUUCGGAGGUUUCAACAUGAAAUAUAUGUUUUUCUCAAUUGAAAUGAAAAAUAUGCCAUUUGUGGAAUGAUGUUUGGAUUUUUCUCACUGACAAUUUUCAAUCAAAGAGAGAUAAAUCUAAAGAUUUACUUGAAACUUUUGAUCUGUACAGUUUUAUUUUGAUGUACUAUAAAAAUAUAUAAAUACUCAAAUUAGAAUUUUAAAAACGAUCAAGCUUGAACAAAUAUCUUUCCAGUUUAAGUUCAUUUGAGCAAAACCAGGCAAGGAUUUUUGUUUGACCCCAUAUCAACAUGUUUAUAAUUUAUAUAAAACUUCAGUUUUAAUUUCCAUGUAGGUAUUAAAUAGGAACAAAUAAAAUGUAUAUUAUUAUUUA
Molecule: messenger RNA, 4015 nt
Organism: Cimex lectularius (bed bug)
Lineage: Eukaryota; Metazoa; Arthropoda; Insecta; Hemiptera; Cimicidae
Gene: pwn
Exons: 12
Coding region: 307-3618 (1103 amino acids)
Molecular function (GO): calcium ion binding
Source: RefSeq, a predicted model, not a curated record